Dicrocoelium dendriticum is the source of this 201-nucleotide messenger RNA. The record is from the annotation of a GenBank genome assembly. NCBI's taxonomy places the organism in Eukaryota, Metazoa, Platyhelminthes, Trematoda, Plagiorchiida, Dicrocoeliidae.
AUGGAACGUAUCCUAAAACAAGCUGUUACCCUUCAUUUUGGGGGACUGAAUUUCCUCUCUUAUGCCCAGCAUGGCUUCCGAAAAGCACGCUCCUUUACCUCGAACUUACUCGUUGCUAAGGAGACCUGGGUAAGGUCGAUAGACUACGGCAAACGCUUGAAAGUGGUAUUUGUUGACGUCAGCAAAGCUUUUGACAAAGCC